Messenger RNA from Prosopis cineraria, 1388 nucleotides. Its product is annotated as FHA domain-containing protein FHA2. The transcript is spliced from 3 exons. The record is from RefSeq and is a predicted model, not a curated record. The coding region runs from base 119 to 1123 and encodes 334 amino acids. Gene Ontology annotation, molecular function: protein binding; sequence-specific DNA binding. Lineage: Eukaryota; Viridiplantae; Streptophyta; Magnoliopsida; Fabales; Fabaceae. Gene Ontology annotation, biological process: regulation of ribosomal protein gene transcription by RNA polymerase II. Gene Ontology annotation, cellular component: nucleus.
GAAUCGCUUUGAAUCCCAGGAGGACUGGUUCUCUAAUCUUGUUCGUCGCUUUCUCUUCCGACUCCGAUCAAUUUCUUCUCCGAUUUCCUAAUUUGGCUCUUGCUAUCCCGAAUUCAACAUGGCUACUGCCGCCACUGGCGAUGUCGAAGCCGGGUUCGCCAAGCUUCAGGGCGAGGACUUCGAGUACUAUAUGCAAACCUAUUCUAUCAUCCUUGGGCGGAAUUCUAAAAAAUCCAGCGUCGACGUUGACCUAUCCAGCCUUGGCGGCGGGAUGAACAUCUCCCGCCACCAUGCCCGCAUAUUCUAUGACUUCACGCGUCGUCGUUUCGCCCUCGAGGUUCUCGGUAAGAAUGGUUGUCUUGUAGAAGGUGUCCUUCACCUUCCGGGCAAUCCACCCGUGAAACUCGAUUCCCAAGAUUUGCUUCAAAUUGGGGACAAGGAGUUUUACUUUCUGCUGCCGGUGAGGAGUAUUCUGGGAGGGCCGCUUGGGCCUAGGCAUUAUGUGAAUCAUUCAUCAAUGGCGGCCGGAGGGGCAGUUCCGCCGCACUAUAAUUAUCAUAUGGCCAAUGCUGCACCUGCGGCUGGAGCUUUGGUGAAGAAAGGCAGGAGGGAUUACUACGAUGAUGAUUAUGAGGAUGAGGAUGACAUUGGUGGCACUGGUAGCAGUGGGAAGAAGCUAAGGAGGGACGGGUAUGAAGGUUACGGAUACGGCGGGGUAGGCUCGGGUGGCAAGACUUCACUUUCAGGAGCGUUGGAUAAGAAGGCAGAAGGCAGGUCUCGAGUAGAUCGUGAUGCUGAUAAUCUUCAGCUUCAACAGUUGGAAGAAAAGGAUGUAGUAUCAUCAGUAGCUACUGUUCUCUCUGAUCUUUGUGGUCCUGGGGAAUGGAUGCCAAUGGAGAAACUUCAUACGGAGUUGCUGGAGCACUAUGGAAAUGUGUGGCACCACAGUCGAGUAAGGCGAUAUCUCUCAUCGGACGACUGGACUGGUCCGGAAUCCAAAGGGAAGCCUUGGUAUGGUUUACUGAUGCUAUUGAGGAAAUACCCUGAACAUUUCGUCAUCAACACAAGGUCCAAGGGCAGGGUCACUCUGGAGUUUGUUUCUCUUGUGUCUCUGAUUUCAUGAAACGUCCUUUAUACAGAGAUGCUUGAUCGUGUUAGUUCAAUGAAGUACAGAAUUGCUUUGUGCCAAAAUUGCUUAUCAUGACAAAAAUCUACAUGGUCUGCUCCACUAGAUUAAAUCCUUGUAUAUCCAUAUCGUGCUUAUGUUGUUUAAGCUAGAAGAAAGGUUUUGGUACAUUGUUUGUCAUGAAACUUGCAUUGGUAGUGGCAAUUAGGUGCUAUUUUAAUUGAUGGGAGCACGUGAAUUAUUAGAUGUAUUUAUUCAACAA